GACGCAUUACUUGCUUGUCGACAUCCGGCCUUACCGCGGCGUAUUCUCAUCUCCAGAACGAUGUUCGCCUAACGAUGAGCAAGGUGUAUCCGUGGCCAAUAUGGGCCCGAUACCGAUACCAUCUGCAGCUGGAUCAACUACCAGACCGAUGACGCACCUCCCUCCGGAAACUCUAGAGUGACGUCGUGAACGAGACGUUUGAAGAUCUGCUACAGAGCAUUCGGGCAGGCUACGCGAGCCGAGCAGGUUGCAACCGGCAGCAACAACCUGGUUUCACAUCGGUAGCGCCGGAUCCCACCAUCGGAAUGGAUGCAAACGGACGUUCGGAGGGUCCGCCGUCUUCUACCUUCUGGUUUAUUGACAACCUGCGCAGACACAUUAUUAUUACCCCCUGUUCCAAGACACCGAUCACGACUGCGACACCGCGCCCUGGUCUGACGACCGCUCCUCAUAUGAUCGGCGUCAUCAAGAGGCAUGGGGGCGGCAUACGGAGCAUGGCCCGGUUGACUAGCCUGAGCAAAGCCUGAGGUAUUCCACGUACAGUAUCUCAGAUCUCGUUCAUUGACAUCUCGUGUUGCUUGGUCAAACCUUCACAUUCUCCAUAUACAGCAUCCACACCUCCGGCUCAUUCGGGCCUGCAAUUUGCUCACCCAGAGCUCGUCGAAGCUACCCGAAUAUCAGUUCUGGUUGUUCGCAGAUUCGUCCCGAUCCAUGUCCUACUUUUCC
Molecule: messenger RNA, 726 nt
Organism: Punctularia strigosozonata HHB-11173 SS5
Lineage: Eukaryota; Fungi; Basidiomycota; Agaricomycetes; Corticiales; Punctulariaceae
Exons: 2
Coding region: 306-527 (73 amino acids)
Source: RefSeq, a predicted model, not a curated record